Molecule: messenger RNA, 6182 nt
Organism: Sphaeramia orbicularis (orbiculate cardinalfish)
Lineage: Eukaryota; Metazoa; Chordata; Actinopteri; Kurtiformes; Apogonidae
Gene: parp4
Product: poly (ADP-ribose) polymerase family, member 4
Exons: 37
Coding region: 42-5468 (1808 amino acids)
Cellular component (GO): cytoplasm
Molecular function (GO): NAD+ poly-ADP-ribosyltransferase activity
Source: RefSeq, a predicted model, not a curated record
UCCUGUGGUUUGACAGCAAACAGGAAGCAGCGGCUGCAGGCAUGGCUCUGUUUAAAGACUGCUCUGUGCUUUUGGAGCUGAAAAACCUACCUUUCAAGGAGAAGAGGAAGCUGAAGCUGGCAGUAACAGAGAAUGGAGGAAACAUUUCGUUUGUGGUCAAUAAACAGUGCUCUCUGAUAGUGACCAGCGAUGUGUCCAGUCUAAGCUCCAACAGGCUGCGUAGCAUCAACAAGCACAAAACGCCUGUGGUCGGAGUGGAUUACGUGGACAGCUGCGUGGAAGCAGGUGUUCUUCUGCCUGUGGAUGAUUUUAAGUUGGAAACUUCAUCCUCCUCACCUUAUUCUUUUCCUGAGUUUAAAGUAUUUCAAGUGUCGCAGAGUAGAGCAGCUGCUAAACCAUCCAAAGCCAAACCUGUGGACUCUGUAAUCUGUGGACCUCUGACUCAGAGGGCGGAGCCUGAGUAUGGAGCAGGAAGUGUCCUGGAAAAAUUCAGAAUUUAUACAGAAACUGAUCCUGACCUUCCAUCGUAUCCAGAUCAUUUUCACGUGGCCAAGUAUUCAGUCUUUGAAAAGAUCAACAGCAAUUCUUGGUGUGUGUUGGAGCUACAGAGUGUCAAAGGACAGAAAGGGCAGCAGUAUCGUGUGGUUAGAUAUUGGAAAGAUGACAUAGGAGCCAAGAAAGCAGCUGUGAGGGAUAUGCUGGUGUUUCUGUCCACUUCAGAGGAGGCUUUGGAAACGUACCAGGCCUUGAGAGACUCUAUGAAGACCACUGGUCUACAACUGAGGAGCAGCAGCUCCCUAAAGUCCAAGGGUCUCGGAUCUGCCCCCCUUCAGCAGCUGCUGCUGGAGGAGGAGCUUAACACAGGGAGCUUGUCCAAUGAGGUUGGUGUAUUUGUGGAGCUGUUGUGGACUGAUGCCCUGGGAGGUCUUGGUAGCAUCCUGCGAGAAUCCAUCAACAACUUGAGUCUCAAUGAUGUGAGCAGGGCAGAGGGACUGUUGCUUCAGGCUGCUAGGAAGCUGAAGGAUGGGAAUCACAUGGAGGUGAUGUCUCUUCUAAUGGAGGUUCAAACUCUGAUUCCACACGCAAUCAAGAACAUAUUUCCCACUGCCAAGUUCAUCUCUCAGGAACUGGACCUCUGCCAGUUAAUUAGAGAUGUUCUAAACGUCCGUGAGAUGACCCUGAGAACCCCCAGACCUUCCUCGUUGGGAAAAUAUCGUGCUCUGAGAUGCAGUAUUGAAGCCGUUCCCACCAGUAGCUCAGAGUUUCAGAAUGUGACGGCCCUGCUGCAGGACAGGAAAAUCCAGAUCCACCAGGUUUUACGUGUUUGCAGAGGGGUGGAACUUCAAACAUUUAAGAGUGAGCUUGGAAACAUUAGGCCCCUGCUCCAUUCAUCCAGGUCCAGCAACUUUGUGGGAAUCCUGUCUCGCGGCCUGCUUCUGCCUCGGGUUGGAGUGGAGGAUCAUGGGAUAGAGAGAACAGACAUUGGUAAUCUGGGCAGUGGAAUCUACUUUGCUGAUGCCAUAAGCGCCAGUUUAAAAUACUCCAGCCCCAGUGAGACAGAUGGCUCUCGGUUGCUGCUGGUGUGUGAUGUGGCUCUGGGACAGUGCAAGGACGUUCACAAGAGAGACCCCACACUCACACAGGCCCCCAAGGGACAUAACAGUGUGCAUGGAGUUCGAUGCACUCCUAACACUCACUCUGAUUUUCAGGACGAUGAGUAUGUGGUGUACAGUCCUGAUCAGGUGAAGCUCAAAUACGUGGUCCAGUUCAGUGUCCAAGGAGACCAGCAGAAGAACUUCAGUCCCAAUAUCACCACCUCAGAUGAACCAUGUCUGCCCCCUUCUGACAAAGAGAUGGGUUCAGAUAGCGAAGGCAUUGAAAAUAUUAAAAACCCACUGGCUGACGUGAAGCCUGGACUUCAGGACAAUGCUGGUCAGCAGCUCCCUCUGCAGGCUGUCCAUGUGAAGUGCAAACUCAUGGAUUUGCUCUGUCAGGUUGUCAUCUUCCAAAAAUAUACCAAUCAGAGCUCUGUGCCCAUCGAGGCAAAGUAUGUCUUCCCAUUGGACGAUUCUGCAGCAGUGUGUGGGUUUGAAGCUUUCAUCAAUGGGAAACAUGUUGUAGGACAGGUGAAGGAGAAGGAGAAGGCACGGAAAGAGUACAAACAAGCUAUUGAGAAGGGCCACGGAGCCUACCUCAUGGACCAAGAUGCCCCUGAUGUGUUCACCAUCAGCGUGGGCAAUCUGCCACCCGGCGCUACUGUCCUCAUUAAAGUCACCUUUGUGUCUGAGCUGAUCGUAAAGGACGGGAGUAUUUUAUUCUCCCUGCCUGGGAGUGUAGCUCCGUGGCAGGAGAGGGAAGCACUCAACCAAACCACACAGGUCACUGUGGAGAAGGUGCGUGUGACUGAUGAUGAAACAAAUACAAGAGAAUUUACCCUGGACAUGUCCAUUGAUAUGCCCAACAACAUCACCAGUCUGCAAUGCAUUACUCACAAAGUCAAAAUGAAGAGAACAGAUUGUAAAGCAGUGGUGAGUGUGCUACCAGGAGAGGUCAUGGGACCAGAGGGAUUUCAGCUGUCAAUCACUCUGUCAAAGGUCCAUCUGCCCAGGAUGUGGGUGGAGAAACACCCUGACAAGGACAGCCAGGCCUGCAUGUUGGUUUUCUAUCCAGACUUUGAAGUCCCCUCAGGUUCGUCAUCUGAUGAAGUUGUGCUGUUGCUGGAUGCAUCUGAAUCUAUGAGAGGAGAGUCUUUGUCCACAGCUCGAAGAAUCGCCCUGCAGGUCCUGAAAAUCCUUGAUCACAACCUCAGAGUUAACGUCAUCUUCUUUGGCACAGAUCACUCAGAGGCUUUUCUGACAUCGCAGCCACUUGUCAAAGCCCGUCAAGCAGCUGAAGGCUUCAUAAAGGGCUCUUGUCCAGCUGGGGGCAGCACUGAGCUGUGGCGGCCACUGCGAGCUCUCAGUCUGCUCCCUCCAUCCAGAGGCAUCAGGAACCUACUGCUGCUGUCGGACGGUCACAUCCAAAAUACAGAGCUCACCUUGCAGCUGCUCAGAGACAACACUCAGCACAGUCGUCUGUUCACCUGCGGCCUCAGCCCAACAGCCAAUCGGCACAUGCUGCGAGCCAUGGCCUGUGCAGGAGGUGGAGCCUAUGAAUUCUUCGACGCAAAAACUAAACACAACUGGGCAGAACAGGUGGCAUGUCAGGUGAAGCGUAUGUCAUCCCCUGGCUGCAGUUCAGUGUCAGUGAAGUGGCAGCAGUUCAACCCAACAGCGCCCCCACCUGUUCAAGCCCCGAAGCAGCUCCAGGCUCUCUUUAAUGACUGCCACACCCUGGUCUAUGGCUUUGUGCCACACUGUACCCAGGCAACCCUCCUUGGUGACCUAAGUGGUCAGGAGCUCAAAACCAUGGUAUCAACCAGUGAGCUACAGAAGACCAAGGGCACGUUUCUUCACAAGCUCACAGCGAGAGCCAUCAUCAGGGAUUACGAAGACGGAAUCCUGGAUGCCAAUGAAGCUGAACAUGAGGGGAAGAAAGCACAGCUGAAAUCCUUCAUCAUCGAUUUGAGCAAAGAGUUCUCCAUUCUGUCUCAGUUCACCAGCUUUGUGGCCAUUGAAGAAAGGGACUCAGAACAACCAGAGAAGGGUUUCACAGAUAUUCCCAAGGUGAUUGCAGAGGAAGACGUGGACUUCUUACCCUACAUGAGCUGGAUUUCAUCACAGGACAGUGACAUACAAGAUGAAGAAGAGGGAUAUUAUGCGACUGAGUGUGCAGAUUUCAUGGAAACAAGUGACGGUGAAAUACAAUAUGAAGAGGACUAUUAUGAAACUAUGUGCGCUGAUGAGACGGAGGACGUGGGCUCCAUCUUAGCGGACGCCAUCUGUAUGAGCGAGGCGAUUAGCCGACCCUAUCGAGCCUCAAGUUUUGCAGAAAAAUAUGAGGUUCGUUCCUUCACACAUGAACUACAAGAUUAUGGAAGAAACUUGGAGAUGGAUUUAGUUCCAUUAUCUGCAAUCUGUGAUGGGUACUUAUUUGGUUCAGACCCAGCUCCAGCUCCACCACGUUCAGCUGUAGCUCCACCACGUUCAGCUCCAGCUCCACUACGUUUAGCUCCAGCUCCACCACGUUCAGCUGUAGCUCCACCAUGUUCAGCUCCAGCUCCACCACAUUCAGCUGUAGCUCCACCACGUUCAGCUGCAGCUCUGCUACCUUCAGUUCUAGCUGCACCAACUUCAGCUCUAGCUCCACCACCUCCAUCUCUAGCUCCACCACCUCCAUCUCUAGCUCCACCACCUCCAUCUCUAUCUCCAACAUCUUCAGCUCUAGCUCGACUGUGUUCAGCUCCACCAACUGAUGAUUCUUACUACUACUGUAGAAACUCAUCUUGCCCUCCGCCACCUCCUCCUUUGCGUCAUCAUUUAGGGGCUUUAUCUUUUGGGGAUGUGCCUUUUGGGGAGCUGGUUGAAAACACUUUAGGUGUUCAAGGUUGUGGUUUUUCUCAACCUGCUCCUUUAGCUCGUGCAGGUGCUCCAUCUGAACAACCAGCAAACAGCCUCAGCGCUGUAAGACAUAAACUCAUGCUUGGCAAACAGCAACAACAACAACAAGCUCUUCCAAGCAAGUCUGUAUUCUCUUCAGGCCUCAGUACUGCUCUGGUUAAAGCUGCUUCUGCUGUGGUUGAACCGCCGUGUGGCUUCUCGUUUGGUAGCUCAGCUCCUCCUCCCAUCCGUGGCGCUGCAAAACAAGUAACCACAGAACUUGAAAGAUUCAGAGCUCAUAAUGUACCUAUGUCAUUUGGUGGUGUUAUUCAGUCUCCCAAACACAAAGCAUUAUCUCAGAAACCCAGGGCCAUUAGAAGAAAGUUGGAAGCUCCACAGUUUGUCGAUUUAACCCAGGACAUAGAAGAAAGGGAGAGAACCAAGCCCCGGCCUCGACCUGUUUGUGGUUCUUUUCGGUCUCUACACUCUCGGAGAUCAACAACAGAUCUUGAGCCUAAAUGGGCCGACAUCUUUGAGAAGCAGCAUUCAGAGGGAUACUGGGAGUUAACCCCAGAACUGGGUGGACUCUUGAAUUUGGAUGUGUCGCUCUUUGUCAAUGUGUUCCUGAAAAGCAAAGGCAUCCAUUCCCUAGGUGUGAAGGCCCACGCAGACAUCCUGAAGCUGCUGGGCACUCUUCUGGUUUUGCAGCUGAUGAGGCUGAAGAAGCUGGAAGAAGGAAAACUCCUCCACAGCCUCUUCUGUCUGGAAGAGUCCAGCCCCAGGCCUGAACGCUGGGAGAAGGUGGACCGUGCAGUGAAGUGGGUUUGCUGGGCUGACAGGCAGUACCCGUGUGUGUACAGUCGACUGGAGCUGGGCUGGAGCUGGGAGUCGUGCACCCGUCAGCUGCUGGGCUUCGAACCCAUCCCUCACUUCUCCUCUCUCAGUGGUCUGAACCUGCAGAUCAGCCCCAUCCCUCUGCUGGUCCGCUGAGCAGGCCAGUGAAACUCAAAGAGCACCAACAAACAACAGAGGGGGGAAAAACUUUUUUAAAAUAUCUACAUUUUUGCCUUUAUGGGUGUCAGAUUUUCUGUUCCUCUUAUGCCACUGUAGGCUAACAAUGCUUUUAUUAUACACAUACAACAGUCGUGCAGUAGGACUGUGUUAGCUAAUGGUCUGGUAAUAUCUCACUGUCAUUCUGUAGUAGAGGUAAUAGUAAUAAUACGUAAUAAUAGGUAAUAGGUAAUAGUUUUCUUGGUUGUUUGGUUAUUUUUUGGAUGGUACUGAACGCUGGAUACUGUAACAGUGCAUUUACAAAAUAGUUUUGGUGGAACAUGUGCACCUGAAGGAGCACAUUGUGGUAUUAAUAGGAAUAAAUCCAUAAAAAUGACACAAAAAAAGAUAUGUCUGCGAAAAAAAAAAGCCAGUUUCAAGGUGUCAUUGCUGCGGGUGUUGAUCGGGGGAUUUUCAAAGUAAUAACAAACAGAUAACAGAAGGAAUUAGAAUGAUGAUCCUGUCACUGUGCGACGGCCUUACUCUGACAGAGCACUUAGACCGAGUCCAACCACACAUACAGUAAACCUAAAGAAGACGAAGGUGUUGAAUACUGGAAAACAUCCAAACAAAAGACAUGUCUUUAAGGGUUUGUACAGAAAAACUGCACAGGGAGAAAUUCACCAUAAAUAUUAACUUACAGUGCCUUCCAUU